GGGCACGCAGUGGCAAACGAACUCCCUGUGAGUUCCCAUGAAAGUUCCUGCUUCGCUGCAAUCCAAACGAAAAUUAAAAAGAUAACGUUUGCAUUGAGGUGAGGCAGGUUGAGGCAUGAACACCCAGGGUAAUGCCAUCAUGAGCUCCCCCAAAACGUCUGCAUCCUUUCUAAUGAUCAGCGUGAGUCUAUGGUUUACUAUGCUCCUGCUCCGUUCCGGUCAACUGAGAGCUGAGCUCGGGACAACCCCCAACAUUAAACACAUCGUGGUCGGAAGGUGUUACAGUUACAUCACGCUAGUUAACCCCAGCUUGAGGUAUGACUGUGAGGACAUCUGGAGUCAGUUCGAAGAGGCGGUCGUCCGUCAGUCUUCUUGUAAUGUGACCGUGGAGGAUUAUCAUCCCAUGUUUUAUGCAAUGCCACAAACCUGGCCUUGUGAUUCGUUCCUCUUCUGGAGUAAAACCAGGACACUGAUGCACAGCUAUGCAGCUGUGGUGCGUCACUUCUGGACGCUGGAGGACACGCUGGUCGGCUACAUGUUCAACGAUCUCAUCUGGUGUGGACAAGAGGAAGACUCCGGUUUUGAUUUCACUUCUUGUCCGGAGUGGUCGGCGUGUAGAAAUCAUCCGGUGUACUCCCUGUGGAGGCGAGCGUCCCAGAAUUUUGCAGAGAUGGCGUGCGGCAACAUCACCGUGUUACUGAAUGGAUCUAUUGUCAACGCCUUCAAUAGAAAGAGCAUGUUUGGGAGUGUUGAGCUGGACGGUCUGAACCCACACAGGGUGAAUUAUGUCAACAUAAAGGUGGUGGCCAAUCUAGAGGGACCAUUCAUAGAAUCAUGUAGUCAAGGAUCCAUUGUAGACCUGAUCCAGAUCCUCAAGUCCAGAGGUUUCCGCUGGACUUGCACAGACAACGACGAGACCCUGAUGAUCCUUCAGUGCAUCCAGAACCCCAAACUGUCUUCCUGCCAAACAUGUGCAAACAGCCUGUUGCACAGAAGGAGCCUCACGUUGAACUGACUGACCCACAGAUUCAGCACGUUUUCUGAAAUAGCUCAUUUGGCAUCUUAUUGUCAGUGAAGUGACAACACAGUGCAGAGGGUUUCCCCAUUUUGAAGCCCAGUACAUCAAAAUGUCAUUUUAAGACCGCCUUUUUAUUUUCAUUUAUGUAAAAUGUAAAUUGGAUAUGAGCAUACGUUAUUCACAUGUGUAAAUGUUUAUUAAAAUGUGUUCAUUUUCAUUCAUAUGUGAAAAUUAUCUGUUCAAAUGUGACAUUAUUUUAUUUUCACAUGUUGAGAUCUUAUCAAGUGAAAAUCAAUCGCAUGUGAAAAUGUGGAAUUUGCAUGUAAAGAAGCAGGUAUUAUGUGUUUUUAUUGUGCCAUGCCUUGUUUGCACAUGUGGAAAAAGCCAAUCGCCAAUGAAUUUAUGUACAUUAUCUUAUUUUCACAAGUUAUGGCAUUCGUUUAGGUGAAAAGAAGUUUCAUAUGUGACAUUCUCGUGAGGGUGUUGACACAUUUUUGUUCAAUCAAAUCACCCACAGAGGCUAUAGCAUGAAAAACCUUUAUGCUUUUCACUGAGACCUGAAUGAACAGAGCUUUAUUGGGGCCCAGCAGCUUAUUUUUGCCCUGGACCUCAAAGCGGUUUAGUACGUCCAUGUCUGAACCACCUGUCUGUGUUUAUGGGACCAAAGUUCACAGUGGAAACACUGCAGGCCUUGACCUGACCAGUUACAAUAUAGUGCAAUAACAUGUCAUAUUUUCAAUAGUCUGAGAUUAUUAACAUUCUGUUUCUGAUUGCAUGUUACUGGUGACCUUACCAUAACUUUUUGAUUCCAUUGUUUUGCGUGUUCAGUCUUCACGGGUGAACAGCCUCGAGACAACACACCCACAUAGAUAGCCUGUGCAGCUCGACCUGUUUGUUUUGUUAGUUUAACAAAAGAUCCUGUUAGUAUCAAAGUUUAGAGUUUGAUUUGCGCUCAAAACCAUAACGUACUCAUUACUAAACAUGUGAUUUGUUUAACAUUAUAAGAUAAUUGAAGCAGGAAACAUCCACUAAAUGAUAUAUAUGUGUUACUGGAUCAUUAAGUCAUUAAGAACCUGUUUACUGGAAUGAGAAUAAACUAUUGGUGUUGCUGCUCUCUCUUGAGCUCAAAGGUCUGCUGCAUUUCUCAACAUGUUCACCCGUG
Molecule: messenger RNA, 2180 nt
Organism: Acanthopagrus latus (yellowfin seabream)
Lineage: Eukaryota; Metazoa; Chordata; Actinopteri; Spariformes; Sparidae
Product: ADP-ribosyl cyclase/cyclic ADP-ribose hydrolase 1-like
Exons: 9
Coding region: 116-1015 (299 amino acids)
Biological process (GO): positive regulation of B cell proliferation
Cellular component (GO): plasma membrane
Molecular function (GO): NAD+ nucleosidase activity; phosphorus-oxygen lyase activity
Source: RefSeq, a predicted model, not a curated record